AUGAACGGUUAUUAUCGGAGCGGACCACGUUUUGAUCGUAUCGAUCAAGAUGAAGUUCCCGAAAGCAAGCACACCGUAUUUAUUAGAGGCCUUCCUGGACAUAUUAAAACAGAUGAAGUGAAGGAUUUUUUCGAAGACCAUGUUGGGCCGUGCUCAUUUGACUUUAUCAAGCUUUCGCAGGAUCAACUGAAACUAUUUGUGGCAGUGCGUUUCGAAACGCGUGAUGCUGCAAAAGAAUGCAUGCAUAAAUACAAAGAUGGUGAUGUUCUUGGUUACCCGGUUGAAAUGACCUGGUUUCGGGACAUACGACGUUAUGUGUCGUAUCAACAAAGUCAAGGUCUUCGACCUGCUAAAGUUCCUCGUAAUCGGGGUUAUACUGGUCGCAAUCGGAAUAGCUACGAUCGUUCGUCAAGAAAUGAUUACAGAGAUGAUGAUGAUUACGAUAAGGGGAGCAAAAGAAAGUGCGCAUCGUCGGAUGAUGAAGGCUCUAAAAAAUCUCGCUCAUCCAAUAGUUCAUCGCGAUCGCCAAGUCGUAGUCAGCUUCAUUCAUCACAUGAACGUUCAGCGAGCCCUGGUAGUCUCAGAAGUCGGCGUAGUGAAAAAUCUCACCAUUCCCAAUCUCGCGCAUCUUCAUAUUCGGCACUGGUUCAUGAACGUCCUUCUUCACCAGCUCCACCAGCUUCGUCUCCACAAAUUAAGCGAGAGGCCAUUGAAAAAGGUGAAACUCCACCGCUUCCACCACUACCUCCUCCGCCAAAUGCAAAAUCCGAUGACGUGGAACCGAAAAAAUCAAGCCCGAGUGGUUCGCAGUCUCCCGCUGAACGCAAAUCUCGAAAAUCGAAAAAAGGCAAGAAGAAGCGUCGACGUCGUAGCCCAUCAUCAAGUUCCCCCAAUUCAGUUAAUGAACACACAUCCGAUGAACUUAGUGAGAGCGAGCUCCGGAAAAAAAUUUUAAAAAAACGAAAAGAAGUUUUAAAAGACAUCGAAGAAGGUUUGAAGCCGGUAGUAAAACCAACUUUGGGGAAAUGGGAAGAGCAGGAAGCGGAAACAACACUACUACAAAAUACCACAUUAAAGUUUGGUUUAGAAAGCACGGAGGAUGUGCCAAAACGAGUUUUGCGUGAUACAGCCCAUCAAUUUCAACCCUCAAAACAUGUAAUUUCCCAGAUGAACGUAAACAAACUUGAUGGGAUUGGAAUGCAUUCUACAAUGCCGCAAGCAGCAGGAAUUGAAAAUUCAUUCUCGUGUAAGAAAGGAGCCAAAGAAUUAGGAAAACAGCUGGAUCUACCGAAAGGCGAAGCACCAUCGGGUGCAUUAUUUGCAAGCGAUAUUGAUGCCUUUUUGGGAAAACGUGAACAGAUUGGUCCAGUGAAUGAUCUCAAAAACACACAGACCAAUGUAUUCGGAACAGCUCGUGGACAGCAGUUGAUUUCGUUUUUUGAUGAUGCUAAUGAUACAUUGCAACCCGCGCAAGGAACCCUGCGAUUAAGCUCGCUAACGCGUCAGUUAAAUGCAGAAACGGAACGUGAACGAAAGCUUGCUCGUUUACCACCGGAAGUGCUUACUAAGUACACGACGAAGAAAAAACAACUUGAAGGGGCAUUUAAAGCAGAUCGAGAGACGUUUGGCUUUGUUACGAAGAUGCUGAUCGAGAAAGAUCCAGGUCUGGAAGAUCGUCUUUGGUUAGCGCUUGCUGAAGCAAUAAAAGAUAUGGAAGAAGCAUUCACUCGAAAAAUGGACCACUAUCUUGAUCAAUUAAUUAUGUUCAUUUCCAUGUGA
Cercopithifilaria johnstoni is the source of this 1779-nucleotide messenger RNA. The record is from the annotation of a GenBank genome assembly. Lineage: Eukaryota; Metazoa; Nematoda; Chromadorea; Rhabditida; Onchocercidae.